AUGGCCUUCAUGGUCGACGAGCGAAUGGCCUACCACCGCCAGAUCGGCUUCGACCACUUCGACAUCUACGACAACAACUCCACCGACCACCUGGCCGCCUCUACGGCCCUGACCUCAUGGCCCUGGCGCCGGUCGGAAAACCAGGCUUACUUGCAUGUGCUGGCCUUCACCUGGGCGCGGUGCCAUUGGACCUUCCACGCUGACAUUGACUACUACCUGCUGCCCCUCGUAUCGCCCCCCACAGUCCAGGUCAUUGUCGCCCAUGUGCGCAGAAACUCCAAGUGUGCUUCGUCGGUGGUAGAGAUGCGCUUCGAGGGCCUGCGCACGCACCACGACAAUCUGACCACCUGCCCCGACACGCCGGUGAUCGAGACCUACGUGCACCGGAGGACCGAUAAGGACGCCUACGACCUGGGCUUCGGGCUGGUCAUUUGCCUGCCCGCCACAAGUUGGUGA
This is a messenger RNA of Acanthamoeba castellanii str. Neff, 456 nucleotides long. RefSeq lists its product as uncharacterized. The transcript is spliced from 2 exons. Bases 1 to 456 code for a protein of 151 amino acids. NCBI's taxonomy places the organism in Eukaryota, Discosea, Longamoebia, Acanthamoebidae. The record is from RefSeq and is a predicted model, not a curated record.